Aspergillus alliaceus is the source of this 672-nucleotide messenger RNA. RefSeq names its product NADP-dependent oxidoreductase domain-containing protein. The coding region runs from base 1 to 672 and encodes 223 amino acids. NCBI's taxonomy places the organism in Eukaryota, Fungi, Ascomycota, Eurotiomycetes, Eurotiales, Aspergillaceae. The transcript has a single exon. The record is from RefSeq and is a predicted model, not a curated record.
AUGGUAUCUCACAUAUUUCCAGGCGCAAUCCAAGUCCGUGUGCACGAUCUAAACGGCUGCGCCGCCUUGCUGAAUGUGUUUCAGAAGCACGGCCAUAACGAGAUCGAUAUUGUUCGCAUCUACGGCGGCGGCUCGACAGAAGGGUGCCUCAGCCAGCUGAAAUGUCAGGAACGCGGCCUUGUCAUGGGAACAAAGAUUAUUCCGCUCCAAAGAGGGCCAUUCUCGUACUCGUGUAAGAAAGACGACGUCAAAUCCGGCCUCAUAUUGAGGUUGAAGGCAUUGCAAACCGACCAAGUUGACCUGUGGUUCCUGCAUCUACCGGACUACAAAACGCCAUACGAGGAAACCAUAGAGGCCGUGAACGAGCUAUACCAGGCGGGCUACUUCAAGCGCUUUAGGAUCAGCUGCUACAUGGCCUGGGAACUGGCGCAAAUCUGUGAACUGUGCGAGCGAAAUAGAUGGAAGAAGCCCGACGUCUACUCGGGGUUGUAUAACCCGAUUCAGUGCGCCGUCAAGCCGAAGCUUUUCCCAUGUCUUCGACACUGUGGCAUCGCUUUCUACAUGUUCCGUCCGUUAGGGAAAGGGUUGCUUACAGAUAACGCCCAGCGGGGGGUAACGACACACAGUCAGGCUGACCCAAAGACCAAGGUUGACCUGAAAGUCACCGGGUGA